Molecule: messenger RNA, 5028 nt
Organism: Eufriesea mexicana
Lineage: Eukaryota; Metazoa; Arthropoda; Insecta; Hymenoptera; Apidae
Gene: Mcr
Product: macroglobulin complement-related
Exons: 6
Coding region: 103-5010 (1635 amino acids)
Cellular component (GO): extracellular region
Molecular function (GO): protein binding; endopeptidase inhibitor activity
Source: RefSeq, a predicted model, not a curated record
UGAUGCAUGUUCGACGAAUUUAAUAUUUAAAAGAAAAAGUUUUUUAAUUUUUCGAAUGCAUAAGUGUGUAUCAGUGGAUAUCAACUGUGAUAUGUAGAUUUGAUGAAAAAAAAUAAUUCAUUCGAGAAAAUGUUGAUCUGGAUUUUCGCUUUAACCUUUGCUUGCGGGAAUGGUCAGUUUUCGCAAGAUUCAACUGAAUCAACGCGCAUUCCUUGGAAUCGAUUCGACGAUAAAGAUCAAACUGGAUUCGGGUUACGAAAUUCUGGAAACCCAACAGACAGUAUUAUAAUAAAAGAGGCUACUUACUUUGUGGUCGCAUCUCGAAUGGUUAGACCAGGACAGAUUUAUCGAUUAGAUGUGAAUGUUUUAUAUAGUCCAUUACCAAUGGUGGUACGUGCAUCCAUUCAGAAAAAUAGAGUAGAGAUAGCAGCAGAUUUUCAAGAAGUAAAGGAAGGUAUACCAGAAACUUUAAUGUUGAGAUUACCAUCUACAUCUGUCGAUGGAGAAUAUAGAUUAAAAGUGGAAGGAACAUAUAACAGCUUAACUGGUGGUCAAGCGUUUUCAAAUGAAACCAAACUUACAUUUUCACAAAGAGCAAUGACCAUUUUUAUUCAAUUAGAUAAACCUGUAUACAUGCAAGGAGAAACUGUACGAUUCAGAACUAUACCAAUAAAUACUGAACUCAAAGCAUUCAAUAAUCCUAUAGAUGUUUAUAUGUUAGACCCUUAUAGAAGAAUAAUGAGAAGAUGGUUAAGCAGACAGAGUAAUUUAGGAACAGUAUCUUUAUCAUAUCAGCUUUCUGAUCAACCAGUUUUUGGAGAAUGGAUUAUACAAGUGAUAGCUCAAAGUCAAGUAGAAGAGAAAACUUUUUUAGUUGAAGAAUACUAUCAAACACGUUUUGAAGUUAAUGUUACAAUGCCUGCAUUCUUUUUUGAUAAUGAUCCAUACAUAUAUGGUGUAAUCCAAGCAAAUUAUACUAGUGGAGCACCAGUAAGAGGAAACUUAACUUUAAAAGCACAGUUUAAACCACUAGAUAGAACAUACACAGAAUCUACUUCUGAACCAGCAGAAAGAUACUUCUAUUUCGAUGAGUAUUAUCCUUCGUGGUUGAAAGUAUCAAAUUAUUUUGAAAAUAAGGUGCCUGUGUUGAGAUUUUUUAAUGGAACGUAUGAUUUCCGAUAUCCAAUGUCAGAAUUGUUAAAUUUUGUACCAAGUGCAAGUGGUGUAGAAGUCACUAUAACUGCAACAGUUGGUGAAAGAUUUCUAGAAGAAAUAAUUACAGGUUAUUCUACAGCUCGUAUUUUUAACUCUACUACAAAAGUACGAUUUUUAGGUGGAACACCACAAGUUUUCAAACCAACAAUGCCAUUUACUUUAAAUCUAGUUGCGUCAUUCCAUGAUAAUUCAGCAUUGAGACCAACACAAUUAAAAGGAGCUAUAAUGGAAAUUCGUGCGGAUAUAGAAAUGAAAACAGGUGGCCGCCGAACAUUAGAAACUCAGUAUUUAAAACAUUCGUCAGACAAUGAAGGUAUUUGGUCUACCAAAAUCGAUUUAAGAAAGCAACUUGGACUUGAGCAUAAUAUGGAUCAUGCACAACAGAUUCUUAACGACAUCUCUUCUAUGAAGGUUUUCGCUUACCUGACUAAUGGAGAAGGUUUUAAGACACAAGCUGAAUUAUUAUUAUUGGCUUACGAAUCGCCGAAUCAACAACAUAUAAAAAUCUCAACGUCCACAGAAAAACCUAAAGUUGGAGAAUAUAUGAUAUUUCAUAUUCAAACAAAUUUCUAUAUUGAUACUUUUAAUUAUCUCAUUAUGGCAAAAGGUAAUAUACUUUUAACUGGACAAGAUAAUAUGCAACACAAUAUAAAAACGUUUGCUGUUCCUCUAAGUGCAGAAAUGGCUCCUGUUGCAACUGCAGUUGUAUAUCAUGUUGGACAAUAUGGCAAUGUAGUAGUAGAUUCUCUAACUUUUUCAGUAAAUGGCAUUUCACGUAACAAUUUCACUGUAUUCAUUAAUAAUAAAAAAGCCAGGACAGGUGAAAAUGUUGAAAUAGCUAUUUAUGGAGAACCAGGUGCAUAUGUUGCUCUUUCAGGUAUAGAUAGGUCUUUCUUUACAAUGCAAGCAGGAAAUGAAUUAACAUAUGCCAAUGUCAUAUCAAAAAUGGCUCAUUUCGAUGAAGAUACAAAUGGAACUCACUCUCAUACUUGGUUGUUCCAUGAAGGUGAUCCAGAUGAAGUUGUUUAUUUUCCAUCUUCAACUUUUGGUAUAGACGCAAAUAGAACGUUUGAAUACAUUGGAUUAGUAGUCUUCACAGAUGCCUUUGUCUAUCGAAGACCUGACAAUUGUGAUAUAACUCAAGGAUAUGGUGAAUGUCUCUCUGGGAAGUGUUAUAGACUAGACAAGAAAUGUGAUGGAGUAUACGACUGCGAUGAUGGCACCGAUGAGACAGCCUGUGAAUAUAAAAAUGUUACCGACAUAGCAUUGUUCAGAAAAUGGCGAUUUAACAGACUACAAAGACAAUACGAAAACGUUUGGUUAUGGAGGGAUAUCAAUAUAGGCCCUCAUGGUAGACAUAUUUUCAAUAUAAAUGUGCCAAGAAGACCAGUUCAUUGGAUGGUUACAGCAUUUAGUAUGUCUCCCAGCAUGGGUUUUGGUAUGUUGCCAAAAGCCAUUGGAUAUAUGGGAGGUUUGUCUUUCUAUAUUAAUGUGGAAAUGCCUAGUCACAGUAAGCAAGGAGAGCAAGUCGGUAUCCGCGUCUCUGUUUUUAAUUAUUUGCGUCAAAAUAUAGAAGCUGUAGUAAUUUUAGCUGGUUCCAAAGACUAUAAAUUUGUUCAUGUUGAAGAUAACGGUAUUGUACAAUCAUAUAAACCACGUACGUCUUUUGGUGAACACCAGUUUUUUAUUUGGAUCCCUGCUCAGGAUGCUGCUAUUGUAUAUCUACCUAUUGUACCAGUAAGACUUGGAGAUAUUAAAGUACAUAUUUAUGCCACUACUGUAAUUGGAAGAGAUUCAGUUACUCGUAAUUUACACGUGGAAGCUGAUGGUCUUCCUCAGCAUAGGCAUCAGUCUAUACUACUUGACCUUAGUAAUCGUGCGUACGUAUUUCAAUAUAUGCACGUUAACAUCACAGAGACACCUAUUAUACCUUAUGAUGAAAAACGUUACUAUGUAUUCGGGUCAAACAAAGCAGUAAUAAGUUUGGUUGGAGAUGUUGUUGGUCCUAUUUUUCCAACAAUGCCCGUUAACGCCACAAGUCUUAUGGAUCUGCCUAUGGACUGUGCAGAGCAAAAUAUGUUUAGUUUUGCUGCCAAUUUGUACACAACAUUGUAUAUGCGUUUGAUUAAUCAACGUAACAGGACACAAGAAAAGGAAAGUUUCUAUUACAUGAAUAUUGGUUAUCAGAGACAACUUUCGUUUAUGAAUCCCGAUGGAUCGUUCAGCUUAUUCCGCAGCGAUUGGAAUCAGUCUACUUCGAGCGUUUGGCUAACAGCAUACUGCGCUCGUGUUUUACAAGAAGCACGGUUUUAUGAAUGGGAGAACUAUCUUUAUAUCGAUCCCGAAGUAAUAGCUCAGGCUGUAUCUUGGUUACUAAAAUAUCAAACACCUGAAGGAUCAUUUUAUGAAAUUGCAUGGUUACCUGAUCGUAAAAUGAACAGUUCUCUAAAUUAUGAUAAUGAUAUAAUAGCACAUAGAAAUAUUAGUCUUACAGCUCACGUUUUAAUCACAUUGCAAAGUGUAAAGGAUUUGCCUGAGGGUUUAGGAACUCAAGUUGCUGUAAGUGCAAUUAGUGCAGUCAAAUGGUUGGAAAGAAAUCUAAAGUUAUUGGAGGACCGUGGAAAACCUUACGAAAUAGCGAUAGUAUCGUAUGCUCUGUUAUUGGCAAAAGCUUCUACAGCUGGACAAGCCUUUAAUAUAUUAACUAGACAUGCCCGUAGAGAAGGGGGAUUAACUUAUUGGGGCAGAGAACAAGUACCUCUUCCUCCUUAUAAGCUAGAGAAUCAAAAACCAUUUCUCCUUCCACGUUUACCGUACAUGUACGACUCAGAAAAUAUCGAAACCACUGCAUAUGCUCUUUUAGUGCACGUUGCUCGACAAGAAAUAAUGAUAGAGCCUAUAGUAAAGUGGUUGAACGCUCAGAGAUUAACAGACGGUGGUUGGGCUUCCACGCAAGAUACUGCAUGGGCGAUGAAAGCGUUAAUGGAUUAUACAGUCAGAUCAAGAAUUCGAGAUGUUAGUUCAUUGACUGUUACUGUGGAAGCCACAGCUCUUCCAGGACAGACUAAAACAUUAUUUGUCAAUGAUAAUAAUCUUGCAAAGCUUCAAACAAUAGAGAUACCAGAAGCAUGGGGAACAGUGAGAGUUCAAGCAAAAGGUGCUGGAUAUGCAAUUCUGCAAAUGUCAGUGCAAUAUAAUGUAGAUAUUGCAAAAUUCCAAACACAACCACCAGUUAGGUCUUUCGAUCUGGUUACCAGAGCAAAUUUCCAUGGUAGAAAUCAAUCUCAUAUUUCGUAUCUUAGUUGUCAGAGGUGGAUAAAUACAAAUGAAUCUUCGCGUUCUGGAAUGGCGGUGUUAGAUGUAGCUAUUCCUACAGGUUAUAUAAUUCAACAACAGACAUUGGAUAGAUACAUCCGAUCGAGACAGGUAAGGAAUCUUCAGAGAGCGCGAUUUCAGGAAAGAAAAGUACUCUUUUAUUUUGAUUACUUGGAUGAAGAAGAAACGUGUGUGAAUUUCACGAUAGAGAGAUGGUUCCCAAUUGCAAAUAUGUCACGAUAUCUUCCUAUUAGAGUUUACGAUUAUUAUUCUCCAGAGCGUUUCAACGAAACUAUAUUUGAUGCUCUACCUACUUACACGCUAAAUAUUUGUGAAGUUUGCGGUAGUUCUCAAUGUCCUUACUGUCCGAUUUAUAACACUGCCACGAUGUUGGUUACACCAACAGGUUUUUUGGUUGUAAUAUCUAUCCUGGUUGUCAUGAUGAGAUAUUUUCGAACUCGAGAGUUUAGCGUGGGUUAAUUUUAAUACUUAACAUAU